CUAAAACCCUAGCAUUCCUUUUUUCGCUUGUCUUUUGGAAAAGGCGCACUGAGCUUCAACUUCGCGAGUAGAGUUUAACAGAGGCUAGACAAUGGCUCUAUUGAAGGCUAUCUCUACGUCCUCACCCGUCAAUUUCGGUUUUCAUGGCAGCAGGACAGAUUCAUUGCCUUGUGCACAGAACGUGUUCAUGAAGAGGACGUCGUCUUCUCUACAGGAGUUGGGGGUGAGAGGGAGUGAGUUUCAAGGACAAGCGCUAGUCAUCAGUUAUGGCAAUGUUGCUCGAACUCGUUGUAAUGAAGGUAUUCAAGCCGUUUUAUCUAGUGAGAGAGAGACAGAAACUUCGGGUAGUCCAAAGAGUGGAGGUCUACGUGGAAAAUUGAAUAAAGUUGUUUUAGCUUAUAGUGGUGGCUUAGACACCUCCGUCAUCGUCCCAUGGCUAAGGGAAAAUUAUGGUUGCGAGGUUGUUUGCUUCACUGCAGAUGUUGGUCAGGGCAUAAAGGAAUUGGAAGGUUUGGAAGCAAAGGCCAAGGCAAGUGGAGCUUGUCAGUUAGUGGUCAAGGAUCUACAGGAGGAAUUUGUAAGAGACUAUAUAUUUCCUUGUUUGCGAGCUGGUGCAGUUUAUGAAAGGAAAUACUUGCUGGGAACCUCAAUGGCUCGACCUGUUAUUGCAAAGGCAAUGGUAGAUGUCGCAGAAGAAGUUGGAGCUGAUGCUGUCGCUCAUGGAUGCACGGGAAAAGGAAAUGAUCAGGUUCGCUUUGAGCUUACUUUCUUUGCCCUGAAUCCUAACCUAAAUGUCGUGGCUCCUUGGCGGGAAUGGGAUAUCACAGGGAGAGAAGACGCAAUUGAAUAUGCUAAGAAGCAUAACGUGCCUGUCCCAGUGACAAAGAAGUCCAUAUACAGCCGAGACAGGAAUUUGUGGCACCUAAGCCAUGAGGGUGACAUCUUGGAAGACCCAGCCAAUGAACCCAAGAAAGAUAUGUACAUGAUGUCUGUUGAUCCAGAAGAUGCACCCGAUGAACCUGAAUACAUAGAAAUUGGCAUCAGGUCAGGGCUCCCCGUUUCAGUAAAUGGGAAGGAACUUUCCCCAGCAGCUCUUCUUACUAAACUCAAUGAGAUUGGUGGGAGACAUGGAAUUGGGCGUAUAGACAUGGUUGAGAAUCGAUUUGUUGGCAUGAAAAGCCGUGGAGUUUAUGAAACUCCUGGUGGGACUAUUCUCUUCACUGCUGCACGCGAGCUUGAGUCGUUGACCCUUGAUCGAGAAACAAUCCAAGCUAAGGAUUUACUUGCCCUCAAGUAUGCCGAGCUAGUUUAUGCAGGAAGGUGGUUUGAUCCACUUCGUGAGGCCAUGGAUGCAUUCAUGGAGAGUAUCACUCAGACAACAACCGGUUCUGUAAAACUGAAACUGUACAAAGGCUCAGUUUAUGUGACGGGACGAACAAGCCCCUAUAGCUUGUACAGGGAAGAUAUCUCAUCAUUCGAGAGUGGAGAAAUAUAUGAUCAAGCUGAUGCUGCGGGAUUCAUACGUCUCUAUGGUCUCCCGAUGAGGGUACGGGCAAUGCUUAAUAAGGAUGAGAAAAAUGAUCCUUGAUGACUUGGUUGGGUUAUUCCAAUUGCUAUUUGCUAAUGUAAUGUUAGCUCGAGUAAAUCUGUUUAACAGAUGCAUUUUUAAAAAGGUAAUUACAGCUAUUGCAUCCUCAUAUCCUUA
Messenger RNA from Tripterygium wilfordii, 1705 nucleotides. Its product is annotated as argininosuccinate synthase, chloroplastic-like. Gene Ontology annotation, molecular function: ATP binding; argininosuccinate synthase activity. Gene Ontology annotation, biological process: urea cycle; L-arginine biosynthetic process. The coding region runs from base 92 to 1588 and encodes 498 amino acids. The transcript has 10 exons. Lineage: Eukaryota; Viridiplantae; Streptophyta; Magnoliopsida; Celastrales; Celastraceae. Gene Ontology annotation, cellular component: cytoplasm. The record is from RefSeq and is a predicted model, not a curated record.